CACUCAGGCGAGCCUUUGGUGCUCUCCGUGACAGCGCAUUGUGCAGUGCUCUUGAAGGAUUUAGCCGUCAUGCCCGAGCCGGCUAAAUCUGCUCCCGCGCCCAAGAAGGGCUCCAAGAAGGCGGUCACUAAGACGCAGAAGAAAGGUGAUAAGAAGCGUCGCAAGAGCCGCAAGGAGAGCUACUCCAUCUACGUGUACAAGGUGCUGAAGCAGGUGCACCCCGACACGGGCAUCUCGUCCAAGGCCAUGGGCAUCAUGAACUCCUUCGUCAACGACAUCUUCGAGCGCAUCGCCGGCGAGGCGUCGCGCCUGGCGCACUACAACAAGCGCUCCACCAUCACGUCGCGGGAGAUCCAGACGGCCGUGCGCCUGCUGCUGCCCGGCGAGCUGGCCAAGCACGCCGUGUCCGAGGGCACCAAGGCGGUCACCAAGUACACCAGCUCCAAGUAAAAAGGAUUUUAAGUUAGAACCCAAACGGCUCUUUUAAGAGCCACCCACCUUUUCAGUAAAAGAGCUGAUGCUGUG
Molecule: messenger RNA, 525 nt
Organism: Prinia subflava (tawny-flanked prinia)
Lineage: Eukaryota; Metazoa; Chordata; Aves; Passeriformes; Cisticolidae
Product: histone H2B 5
Exons: 1
Coding region: 70-450 (126 amino acids)
Cellular component (GO): nucleosome
Molecular function (GO): protein heterodimerization activity; DNA binding; structural constituent of chromatin
Source: RefSeq, a predicted model, not a curated record